GUUCUGUUGGGUCCUGGCCCACGGCUUGUGAGGCAAACUCUGGUCAACAAUCAGUUGCCAGGGUACCAUGUUGCCGCUGCCUCUUCAAACUCUUCACUUCCUCACCUGACAUUUUGGCCCUUCGUGGUCCAUGGCAUUCCCCUUCCCAUUCUUGUGGUGGAUUUAUUCACGUACCAGAGACCCCGUCGACACCGGCUCCCUGGAGGAAUUUGAGUGCGAGGAGGAGGUGCCCGAGGAAGACGAUGUCUGCUGGGCCCUGGGAGAAAUUCUGCUUUAUUACUGCCUGGCUGUAGCUGCUAUAAGGAUCAUCUACAUUGGUGCAGACUGGGUAAUAAGUCUUUUAUUAGCCGUAUUCCUCUUGCGUGCGGCUGGAGGACAGAAGGGGAGCCCAAAGCGCUGUCUUGUUGAGCCUUUGGCUUCCAACAGUGGCCAGCUGGAUGUCCAGAACUUUUAUUUCCCUUCUCUUCCCUUCCCCUCCCCUUUUUAUGAAGAUCACCCGCUCUGAGGUAAAAGGUAAAGGGACCCCUGACCAUUAGGUCCAGUCGUGGCCGACUCUGGGGUUGCAGCACUCAUCUCGCUUUACUGGCUGAGGGAGCCGGAGUACAGCUUCUGGGUCAUGUGGCCAGCAGGAGUAAGCCGCUUCUGGCAAACCAGAGCAGUGCAUGGAAACGCUGUUUAUCUUCCCACCGGAGUGGUACCUAUUUAUCUACUUGCACAGGUGUGCUUUCGAACUGCUAGGUUGACAGGAGCAGGGACUGAGCAACGGGAGCUCAUCCUGUCGCAGGGAUUUGAACCGCUGACCUUCUGAUCGGCAAGUCCUAGGCUCUGUGGUUUAACCCACAGCGCCACCCGCGUCCCAAUUAAUAGGACCAAUUCAGCCAGCUAGCCCUGGGGAUUAUCUGAUUGAUUUUUGAGUGUGAGUAUCUGGAGGUGGUUGGAGGAUGGAUUGAGGUUGAAUCCUGACAAGGUUCAAGAAGUAUUGUUUUGGGGGGACAGGAGGCGGGCGGGUGUGGAGGACUCCCUGGUCCUGAAUGCCUCCCACACGGAUCACGUUCGCAACCUGAGCAUCCACUGUACACAUAUCAAUAAUGGAGGAUAGUUCUGUCAUAGAAUCCUAGAGUUGGAAGAGACCACAAGGGCCAUGGAGUCCAACCCCCUGCCAAGCAGGAAACACCAUCAGAGCACUCCUGACAUAUGGUUGUCAAGCCUCUGCUUAAAGACCUCCAAAGAAGGAGACUCCACCACACUCCUUGGCAGCAAAUUCCACUGUCGAACAGCUCUUACUGUCAGGAAGUUCUUCCUAAUGUUUAGGUGGAAUCUUCUUUCUUGUAGUUUGGCUCCAUUGCUCCGUGUCCGCUUCUCUGGAGCAGCAGAAAACAACCUUUCUCCCUCCUCUAUGUGACAUCCUUUUAUAUAUUUGUCAAUGGUUCCUAAAUUAUUCUAGCCAGGUGGAACCUCCAUAUCCAGGCACAGUGCAGCUCAGGAUACCAGUUGCAGAGUAGCAACAAUUCGAGCGCCGGUGGUGAUGAGACACCCUUCUAUAAUAAUAAUAAUAAUAAUAAUAAUAAUAAUAAUAAUAAUUUUUUAUUUAUACCCCACCCUUCCUGAUUCAAAAACCGGGCUCAGGGCAGCUAACAACAAAUUUAAAACACUUUAAAACACUUAAUUAUAAGAGCAGCAUAAAAUAUGGUAUAAAAACAUGAAUAACAAUAAAAUCCCAUAUUUUCCGAGAACAGAUCGUCCCGAAAUGCGGUGGUGGAAUUCAGCCAUGCAAGAAGGUUAGAUAUACAAAAGGUAAAUUUUAAUUCAUUUGCUGCAAAAAAAAGAGCAUUUCUUAUUAAGCAAAAGUCAAGGAGUAACUGGAAGUUUAAAAACAACCUGCUGUUUGCUUUGGAGGAGACAAUUGCCACAUACCCAACUGUCCUGUUUUAAGCAGGACAUCCCGGAAUCACAGAAUCCUAUCUUGAAUGUUCAAAAUAAUUCUUUUAACCCAUUAUUGCUUUGUUCUUUUGUAAACUGCUUUGAGGGUUGUUUUUUUACCAUCAAAUGGUGUGUAAGCUGUAAGAAAUAUACUAAAUAAGAAUAGAUCAAGUUGUGAGGCAAUGGCUGAGAGCGUGUCGCUCUUUUUCCUUUCUUUUCCAAACUGCAGAAGAUCCAAGUUUAUUGCGCAACAGGUUCAAGACGAGAUUGAACAGCCAGAAAGGGGUGACAUAAACUUUUGAAACUUCCCUCCAUGUCCCAGAAUACAGUGCAAAAUACAUCCCAGUUACAUCAUGAAUACAUUAAGAAGAGGUUGAGUUACACAGAUUACAUCAUGAAUACAUUAAGAAGAGGUUGAGUCACACAGGAUUAACAUAUGGAGGAGGGAGGGGGGAAUAUGCAGAGCUGGAGAUAUGCGCAGAUAAGCACAUCCUGAGUACCUGAUGAGAAGACAAUGGUCCAUGUAUGCAUGGUCUGCCACCUGGCCUUGCCCGGAGGAAAGGCUUGGCAGAGCGAUUUGACAGGAUUAGGGUCUUGACACCUUGCUUGAAGGAUUAUGGAGGACAGGGGAGGUGUCAUGGAGUCCUAGAGAAAUUGAGCAAAUUGGCACGUUGAUUUUCUGUGAAUUUUAUAGAUUUUAGUCCCUUUUGACAUUGACAAUUGGAAAUAAAUGGAUAUAUUGUAGCGAAGAAGGAGGUGAAGAAUACAUGCCCCCCCCCUUCCGUAUCAGUCCCCCAUUCGGAGAUAGAUUUGCAUUAAAGUUCUGUAAGAACUUGCAAAUCUUUUCUCCGCACCCUAAAUCUCGGUGAAGGUAGGGGUACCCUGUGAGUGCGUGUCGCUCUUCACUGUCACCCAGUGAGUUUAUAGUAGGCUGGGGAUCAAGUACAAAACAGUGAUCUAUUUAAGAGGUGGAUUAAACUAGGGUUGCCAUAUCCAGACAGAAAAGUUGUUGAACUUUUUUUUUUGGGCAAAGCCGUUCCGAUUUGUUUUUAAUUUUUUUGCCAAAAUUCUAGAACUUUUUCUUAGUUUAGGCCAAAGUUGUUUGACGUUUUUGAGUUAUUUUAGGGAUGUCCAACCGGUCGAUUGAUUGAACCAGUUUCUGAUUUGAUCCCAGAAUGUCCCCUGCUGGGGCAUCCCUGUUUUCACUGGAGAAAUGGUGGAGGGCACGGAAUAGGAUGUCCCUCUUUUCAUUGGAGAUACGUUGGAGGGUAUGGCAGCAUGGUGGCGAUGCUCUUUGAGAGCCACUGAACUCAGGCGAAAAUGGAUGGUAGCCUUGCUAUUUCUUCACUGCAGAAGUAACCCCCUCACCUCUCUCUCUCUCACACCUGAUGCCUGCUAGUGUUGUAAACAAAAAUUGCCCUUUUCCCUUAUGGGGUAUCCAAGAGCCCAUAUAGAGUCCUUACAUAGGUUCCCUAUUGGUAGGAGAAGAUAACAGAGGCCAACCAGAGAAUAUUGAGAAGCAAAGCAGCUAGUAAGCCUGAUCUUUAUUGAACAGUUGCAACAGGGUUCUCCCCUCACACGCAGGAGAGAGGAGGAACCCAGAAAAAUGGUGUGCAAGGCCUUAUAAAGACUUUUGAAAUUGCCACCCUGUAGAUCAAGACCACCCCCAGAAACCUCAUACAUACAUCACAGAAGGGGUGUAACCUAAGACCACCCCUCAGAUACAUCACACCGACAUCACAGAAAAGGCGGUCUAAACAGAAAUUUGAAUGUUGUUUUUCUCCUGUCGUUGUUUAUCUCCUGUCUGGCAGGUUACUUGAUUGGAUUUCCUGGGGAGCCUGGCCAGUCUUUUGUAGUGAUAAAUACUUAGUUCCUGGGCCAGGUCACAGGCUCACACCCUAUUCGAACACAGACAUACCCUUAAGACAGGAUUUGUGAAGGGAAAGACAAUGGGGAGGCUUUUCCACUUUGACCUUGCAGAGAAAACAUUUGCUCAGUUUAGGAAUCAAAAUGGCUUCAGGUCUGUCUUCCUGUGCUGAUCUAUGUACGUACGUGCGGUUAUGAACGUUACCAUAUAUCUAAGACCUCAAAAUUUCUAUCACAAUACCCCCCCUUUGGGGCUAGAAUUUUUCUUAAAAAUUUUUGCCCCACAAAUAAUAACAUGGUAUGUUGUAAAUGGAUGCCUUUGUGUAAAUAUAUAGGAUGUCCCUCUUUUCAUUGGAGAUAGGUUGGAGGGUAUGGCAGCAUGGUCGCAAUGCUCUUUGAGAACCACUGAGCUCAGGCGUAAAUGAUGGCAGCCUUGCUAUUUAUCCACCGCAAAAAUAACCCCCUCGUGUCUCUCUCUCUCUCUCACCUGAUACCUGCUAGGUUGCCAGGACCCCACCGACAGGUGUCAAGACAGCGCGUGUGGCAUCCUGGGGUGCCUGAGGAAGCUGUUUACAGGAGAGUGUGACAGGGACAUCGCCGAGGACGAGGCGUCCCCCAGUUCUCCUCCUCCCAGGAAGGAGACGAAGGAGCGCCUCUCCAAGCUCAGCCAGCAAACCUUCUGUGACAGCGACUCCGUGGGCACCUCAGAAUCACAGGUGUCCUCGUGGAAAGGCAGCCAGACAGGCGAUACGGACGGCAGCGCCUCCAGCACGAAAGGGAGGAAGAUGGCGGUGAGGCAGAGGAGCCCCAGGCGCAUGCCCUGGAUGCCUGAGGAACCAUGUCCCCGCUGCAAAGCCAAGAGGACCAGAGAAUGGCUGGCCCAGCACUUCUUUGACCCAGAGUGGUGUUCUCCAGGGAAGCGCAACUGAUCCUGAGGGGAGUCCCUUCCGGGGAAGGGAGACAAUGUCCACACACAACCUGCUUUCGGCCAGGCUUCCUUCAAGGGUUGUUGGCCUGGGCGAGGAGGGUGAGAUGGGCGACUCGCACCUCUGAGAGGUGGCUGAGGGCUGAGUCGUGUCAAUAAAGCUCCUAUACCACAUA
This is a messenger RNA of Podarcis lilfordi (Lilford's wall lizard), 4887 nucleotides long. Lineage: Eukaryota; Metazoa; Chordata; Lepidosauria; Squamata; Lacertidae. The record is from the annotation of a GenBank genome assembly.